This is a messenger RNA of Lytechinus pictus (painted urchin), 5239 nucleotides long. RefSeq names its product E3 ubiquitin-protein ligase Topors-like. NCBI's taxonomy places the organism in Eukaryota, Metazoa, Echinodermata, Echinoidea, Temnopleuroida, Toxopneustidae. Gene Ontology annotation, biological process: protein polyubiquitination; protein monoubiquitination. Gene Ontology annotation, molecular function: metal ion binding; ubiquitin protein ligase activity. The record is from RefSeq and is a predicted model, not a curated record. The transcript is spliced from 2 exons. The coding region runs from base 185 to 2767 and encodes 860 amino acids.
GACGUCAUGAAAUUAUAUAUUCACUGGCCAGCAGUUUGUACUUGACACAACGCAAGAAUACCCUACAAAUUGCUCUCCUGCUGUCCUUUUGCAGAUGGGAAAAGGCAUGUCUUAAGCUUGAUUUCCUGAAGGUAUAUAUUGAUCUAACAGGCAGGUGCAUAUGAUGUGCUAAAGGUCUGCUACUAUGGAUGGAACCAAUGUGCAGAGAGGUCUGCAGAAAGCCUUGAAUGAAUCUUCCUCUAAAGGCAUCAGCAAUGAGGCAGAGCUUGCUCCAACUGACAGUGAUGCCUCAUCCCGAUCAGGUUCACCUGACCAAUGCUGCUCUAUUUGCCUUGGAAAAUUCAAAGACAAAUCCUUUUCUGAUGGCUGCUUUCAUCGGUUCUGUUUCCAGUGUAUACGAGAAUGGGCCAAGGUGAAGUCAACAUGCCCUCUAUGCAAAACUCCUUUCAAAUCCAUCAUUCACAAUGUAGUUUCAAGUGAUGUCUAUGACCAGUACAUGCUACCACCCACUGAAAAUGGAUCUUUGGAAUUGGAUCAUAAUGGUGCUCGUUUUCGCUACCAUACCACCUUAGCAAACAACAGAAGAUCAGCAUGGGAGACAAGGAUGGAUCAACUCUUUAGUCGUCAGGCCAGGUUGGCAGAGCGGAUCCACCGUGAAAAUGAGGCCCGCCAGCGCCGUCAACUGAUCUACGCCGCUGGCUUGCGGGUUCAUCAUAUCGCAGCCAAUAGAUUCACAAGGUUCAGGGACACUUCUCCUCAGUUUUUCCGUGAGAGCCAGGCUGUUACACAUCGUCUUAUCCCAUGGCUUAGGAGAGACCUUGGUGUACUUUUCAAUGGGAAUGACCAGCAUGUCAGGUUCAUGACCCAGUACAUUCUAUCACUGCUUCCAAACGUUGACAUUCAAUCAGAGGAAUUCCACAACCACUUGAGGCCAUUCCUCUAUGGACGCACUGAACACUUCAUUCACGAAUUCACCAGCUUUGCAAGAUCACCUCAUGACAUGGACACCUAUGACCAGAUGGCCCAAUAUGACUUUCGUCCUGAGAAUCCUCAAUUCACUGCCACACUCCGACCUCAGCAUCCCCUUGUAGCACAAGAGAAUAGUAGUAGUGAGGAGAGCGAGAACAACCAUUCCAAUAACGAAGUAAUUGUCAUUUCAGAUGAUGAUGACACUGAGAGCAAUCUGUUUGUCCUACCUGGUGGAAGUUCACAAUCUGCCUCUCUUGGUCAUCACUUACCUGGGCCAUCUUCUUCUACAAGUGUGACUGGUCCAUCUGCAAGUUAUAACCUUGCAGAUACACAUAACCCUGAGCCACCUGCAAGCCGAGACCUUGAUCAACCUGGCCCUUCUGGUGUAACUCUGUCAGGAAGUCUGCAGAUCAAGCAAGAGCAUGACAGUGCCAGUGGUAGGAAAAAGUCUGACGAUGGUGAGGACAGUAGUGGUAGUGUGGAGAUUGUUGGUUAUCAAAAACCAUUCCAUCUGCGCACUCCUAUUGCUUUCAUAACUAUAUCUGAUGACUUAUCAGAUGAUCAACAGGAAAAAGGAACAAAAGGAAAGCUAAGUAGAAACAAGGAAAAGUCUGCACCCAAAAGAAACCACAUAGAAGAGAAAGCCGGUGGAAAGAGGAAACAGAAGACAAAACAUACCAGGAGCUUGCAUGCUUCAAGUAGAGCUAGUACCUGGUCAACAGACUCAGAUGAAAGUUACUACAACAAAUCCAGACAUGAUGGCUACUACAAGAGACGCAGAGAUACUGUUGAUGACAGAGAUGGCCCUUCCACAUCGCACUACGAUUCUCGGUACAAAUCUUCAUCGAAGCGCCAGCGUUCCCGCAGUCCAAAUGAGCUUUUCCGUAAAGCAAGAGAAGAGGAAAGCAAGUGGAGUCUGUACUAUGAGACUAGACAUGAUGAUCUUUCUAACUCUAGGUACCGACGAUCAAGAUCCAGGUCUCGAUCGACACACUCAAAAAGGUACGGAGAAGACAGCAGAUCACUAGACAAUUCCAGAACCCAUCCUAGACCUUUGCGAGAUGAAAGAAGAUGGCGACGAAGCAGGAGCAGGAGUAGGAGUAGAUCAAGAGAGUGGUCCAGGAACAGAUCAAGAUAUUACAGAGAUGAAGACUAUAGAAGAAGCAGAAGUAGGAGUAGAGGGCGUUCCAUGGAUUUCUUCAGUGAUGACAGCAAAUUCAGUUCACGAUAUGGCAGUCGUUAUGGCAGUACUUCUAGCACCUUCAGCAGACUUUCACACCAAGACAGUCAUGCUCCACAUUCAUCAAAGAAAGACAAUUCUAGUGCCACUCAUGUGGGUACAUCUAAAGCUUCAAGAUCACCUGUGCUUAAGCAUAGGCUGGAUGAUGAUCAUUCAAGCAAAGAAGGAGAUUCGCAUGUGAGCAAAAGACACAAGCACAAACAAAAGCACCACAAGAAGAAAAGCUCCAAACAUAAGCACAAGAGAAGUCGAGACAAGGAUUCUAAAAGUAGAAAGAAAGACAAGCGAAGUCGGCACCAUAGCAGUAGUAGCCAUGUCAGGAAGUCUCAGGAUGAGAAAGAGAAAGCAAUCGUUGAAAGCAUAUCGGACAGUACUGUAGAAGACAAGGAUAAGGCAAAUGGUAGAACCUCACAGAGUAAGAUAAGGACCAUGCAUAGCAAUCAUGGUGAAAAUCAGAAUAUCACUUUACAGGAUUUAUUAAACAUGGACGAAAGCAUGAUAUUUGACCCAUCCCCAGCAGCAGGAAAUUCUGAUAAAGGAAAUGGAUCCAUGCUAUGAUCAAGAUUAUCCGAUGCACAUCAACUAGAGGAAAUAUGAACAGGGUGGUGUUUCACAAAGAAUAACGUGACUUAGUUAUUUACUUAUGUAUAUUAUACUGUAUACAACUGGGAUUAAGUGUGAUUUUUAAUCCCACUUAGAUAUUUGUCAAACACUCUCUAGGAAAAUGAAAUGAUGUUUGUAGAUAGGCUAUCGUCAAGUAGAAUAUAAUUGUUUCUUGACAGUCAGUCCUGGCAGGAACAAAGAGGGACCUUUUCUCUACUUUUUGUUAAAGGGGAAUCCAACCCAAAUAAAAACUUGAUUUUAUAAGGAAAAGAAAAAUCAAACAAGUUGAUCGGUGAAAGUUUGAACAAUAUUGGACAAACAACAAGAAAGUUAUGAAUUGUCAAAAGUUGUAAAUAUUGGUAAUCACUAUACCCAUGGAGACUUCAAAUUGGCCGCAUAUGGGAUGUGAUAGUGAUGUAAGGCAAGGACUACUCGUCCAUGUACUCCAAUACAUAUUAUGGCUAAAAUUUCAUUUUUCCCAAAAGUUUUAUUUCAAAUUAUAUUUUUCUUUCAUGAGGACAUAAAACAAUAUACUACCUGGGUUAUAUUUAGAUUACUGCCCCAGGGGAAUGGGUACUUCGGAGAAAACCACAAAUCCCUGAUAAUAAAGUACAUGGCCUAUGGGAAAGUUGUCCUUGCCCCUUGUCAUAAUUUACUUACCCAGUUGCCAAUUUGAAACCUACAUAGUAUUAGUGAUCUCAAUUUUAAAGCAGCUGUAACUUUCUUAUUGCUUGUCCGAUUUCUUUCAAACUUUCACCAUUCUGUUUAAUUUUUUUCUCCUUCCCAACAGAACAUUUAAUGGCCAAGGCUGGAUUCCCCUUUAAGUGUGGUGUUGCUUUGAUUAGCACAUGAAUAAUGUUUUUGCUUUCUCCUACUACUACUGUACAAGACACUGUUUGUUUUUUUAAUAAUGAAUGUAUAUUCACUGUGUGUAUUAGAUGAAGCCAAGAGAAACAAAUGUCUUCCCUGUACAUUAACCUGCCCCUGGUCCUGCACAGGAAACAUGUAAAAAAAACUUCCCCACUAAUGCUGUCCAGAGAGAAUUCACAUUUAAAGAGAAUUCGCAAGUAAUAUCAACUGUGGAAACAUUUUGAAAACUGAUGACGAAUUUCAUGUGUAUUGCAGUUUAUACAUGACAUAGAUUAUGUGUACAGUACAUGUAUGCCACCAUUCGUCCCUUAAAGGACAAGUCCACCCCAACAAAAACUUGAUUUGAAUAAAAAGAGAAAAGUUCAACAAGCAUAACACUGAAAAUUUCAUCAAAAUCGGAUGUAAAAUAAGAAAGUUUUGAUAUUUUAAAGUUUUGCUUCAUUUCACAAAACAGUUAUAUGUACAUCUCGGUCGGUAUGCAAAUGGGGGAAAUUAUGACAUCACUCACUCACUAUUUCUUUUGUAUUUUAUUAUAUGAAAUAUGAAAUAUUUUGAUUUUCUCAUGUGAAAUGAAGUUUCAUUCCUCCCUGAACACAUGGAAUUCCAUUAUUUUAACAUUUUGUGUUUCAGGCAAGGAGGUCCUAAUCAUCAAAUUCGUAAAAAUUGAAAUAUUGUAUAAUUCAAACAAUAAAAAACAAAAGAAAUAGUGAGUGAGUGACAUCAUUGACUCUCUCAUUUGGAUGUAACUGGCUCGUUCAUAUAACUAUUUUGUUAAAAAUAAGCGAAACUUUGAAAUGUCAUAACUUUCUUAUUUUACAUCCGAUUUUGAUGAAAUUUUCAGCAUUGUGCUUGUCUGAUUUUUCUCUAUUGAUUCAAAUUAACAUUUUUCAGAGGUGGACUUGACCUUUAAAAGUUUAUUCUCUAUUAAUUUGUAAUUUUUUUUAAUUUUAAAUGCAUCGCAAAUGAAUUUGAUUUUUUGAUAUUUUGUCCCCCAUUUUCUUGGUGUAAUCUAAUACCUUUUUAUCAUACAUGUACAUGUACAGUUCACAUAUUUGAAUAUAUUGUUUUAAACUUUGUUAAUGUUGAGGCAGGUGGGGGGGGGGGGUAUUGUCAUUUACAAGGUAGACACCAUGUCAAAUAUAGACUACACGGGACCUAGGAAUGAAUCUGCUUUUAAAAGCAAGAUAAACAUGAAACAUAUUAAAACACAAAUGCUGGGCGAUAUCAUGUAUGGCAUCUUGCUAAGCAUUGUGUAUACCUCCGUUUCUCUACCACUAAAGUGAAAAUGUGUUAUUUCCAAUGCAGUGUUCCAUACACAUUACACACAAAGGCCAUAUAGAAGUGCAGGUCUUGAGAUGGCGCUAUCCAAAGUGGAUGUAUUGGCUUUAGUUCUUCAUCCAACUGAAUUGAUUUCUGUUUUGUUUAUUUUGUUAUCCAGAACUGAAAUUUCUUUAUCCAUGAAAGAUGAAAUGUAGAUUGUAAAUAUAUGAUUUCGUGUAUAUUUUAUUUGCAAUGCAUCAUAUACAAAAUAUGAAUUUAACCCCCCCCCCCCCCCCC